This is a messenger RNA of Hydra vulgaris (swiftwater hydra), 324 nucleotides long. Lineage: Eukaryota; Metazoa; Cnidaria; Hydrozoa; Anthoathecata; Hydridae. The record is from RefSeq and is a predicted model, not a curated record.
AUGGAUGUGUCAAUGAAAAGUUCAGAUUUAUCAGAUUAUGAUGACAUCACUGAUAUUUCAAAUGAUGAAGCAGAAGAUUCUUUAAAUGUGCAAGUUUUAGAAAAAAAUACAACACACAUUUGCAAUUCUAUUGAGGAAGCUUCAAAAUGUCUUGUUUUAGAUAAUGAACAAAACAACAUAUUAGAUAACAUGUACAUUUACAUUUGUGAUUCUGUGGAAGAAGCUGAUCUAUGUCUUCAAAAUUAUGAGAUAUAUAAUUCUGUUCGGUUUGCUGCCUUUUCAACCCCAAAGAACUUUGGUAAUACAGGUAUUUGAAUCAGUAUA